GCCGGGCGGUGCGCGGGCGGUGUGCCCGCGGCGGGCUCCGUCGGGACCGGCGCUGCGGGGCUGGCAGGGCCCGGGGGGCUUGGCGCGGGCCGCCAUGGACCCCAGGCAGGGCUGUUCCUUCACCAGAUACCACAUCCAACCCAGUCAAGGCUAUGAGCACAGCAGGCACAGAUGGCAGCAGCCACAGCCAGGAUCUUACUCGAAUAGUUUCCGGCUCCAGCAAAUAGAGUUUCUCAAGGGACAGCUUCCAGAAGCACCUUUGAUUGGAAGGCAGACAUCAUCACUACCCCCCUUCCUCCCAGGAUUCUGGCCAAGGUUUCCAGGACCAUCUGCCCCAGGCAGGCACCAAGAGAUCUGGGGUGUCCCCAGGGGUGAACAUCUCAGAAGUCAGGGGCUCCACAUAAGACCCCAGCUUCCUUUGCCAUGUGGUGGGGUUUUGCCACCUACAGGUGUUGAGAGGCUCUCCUCACACUUCCAGGAGCUGAACAUCAGCCAGGAUCAAGAGCAAAGGAUCCUAAAGCUCUUGAAAGAGAAGGCUACCACAGUGCAUGAGCUGGCCAGGAAGCUCAGGGCCCAGAAGAAGGAAGUCAGUCGAGUUUUAUACUCUCUAGCAAAGAAGGGUAAGCUGCAGAAAGGGACAGGAACACCCCCUUUGUGGAGCAUCACAACCUCAUUUCAGGCCCAGGACCAGCCCAACAGCGUAGUGAAUCCAGACAAUCAAAGCCAGGGUGCCCCAGACUCAGAGCCCAGUUUGAAAGCUGAAGAGGAAGACCCCACAUCUGACUUAGAAGAUCCUCCCGAGCCUUUUGAUAUGGCUGAGAUCAAAGAGAAAAUCUGCAACUACCUGUUCAAUGUGCCUAACUCCUCUGCACUGAAUGUGGCUAGAAGUAUUGGCUUCAGUAAGGCCCGAGAUGUGAAUACUGUGCUGAUUGACUUGGAAAGGCAGGGUGAUGUCUACAGGCAAGGGGCAACCCCUCCCAUUUGGUACUUGACAGACAAGAAACGAGAGAGGAUGCAAAUAAAGAGAAAUACACACAGUGUUCCUGCAGCUACUCCAGCUGCUGUCCCUGAGACCCAAAGAAACAUGGCACUCUCCACCUGUCACUUACCCCCAUCAAAUAAGAUGGUGACCACAGCAAAAAUGGAGAAUGGGCAGGGACCUGUCAUAAGGUUUGAAAGCAGGAAGGAAGGCAGACCAAUGAGACUGAAACCACCUGUCUAUCACAAUGGCCCAUCAAGAGCAGGGUAUGUUGACUUUGAAAAUGGCCAGUGGGCCACAGAUGACAUCCCAGAUGACUUGAAUAGCAUCCGUGCAGGUGAGUUUCGAGCCAUCAUGGAGAUGCCCUCCUUCUACAGCCCUGGCUUGCCACGGUGUUCACCCUACAAGAAACUGACAGAGUGCCAGCUGAAGAACCCCAUCAGCGGGCUAUUAGAGUAUGCCCAGUUCGCUAGUCAGACCUGUGAGUUCAACCUGAUAGAUCAGAGUGGACCACCUCACGAACCUCGAUUUAAAUUCCAAGUUGUCAUCAGUGGCCGAGAGUUCCCUCCAGCCGAAGCUGGUAGCAAGAAAGUGGCCAAGCAGGAUGCAGCACUGAAAGCCAUGACAAUUCUGCUUCGAGAAGCCAAAGCUAAGGACGGUGGAAACCUGGAAGACUUGUCCUGCUGCUCCUUGGAGGAUGAGUUGGAGAAGACAGAAGAGCCAGAGGCCUCCACCCCUUCAGCCACAUCCUUAUUCUCUGGGAAGAGCCCUGUCACCACAUUGCUUGAGUGUAUGCACAAACUGGGGAACUCCUGUGAAUUCCGUCUCCUGUCUAAAGAAGGCCCUGCCCAUGACCCCAAAUUCCAGUACUGUGUUGCUGUGGGAGCACAAACUUUUCCCACAGUGAGUGCUCCCAGCAAGAAGGUGGCAAAGCAGAUGGCUGCCGAGGAAGCCAUGAAGGCUCUGCAUGAGGAAGCAACCAACAUGGUUGAUAACCAGUCUGGAGAGAUGGAAUCACUUGAUAACUUGGAGCCCAAUAAGAUCGGGAGGAUUGGGGAGCUGGUCAGAUACCUGAACACCAACCCUGUGGGCGGCCUGUUGGAAUACGCUCGCUCCCACGGUUUUGCUGCUGAGUUCAAGUUGGUCGACCAAUCUGGACCUCCUCAUGAACCCAAGUUCGUUUAUCAAGCAAAAGUUGGAGGCCGCUGGUUUCCGGCCGUCUGUGCACACAGCAAGAAGCAAGGCAAGCAGGAAGCAGCAGAUGCGGCCCUCCGGGUCUUGAUUGGGGAGAACGAGAAGGCAGAGCGCAUGGGUUUCACAGAGGUAACCCCAGUGACAGGGGCCAGUCUCAGAAGAACUAUGCUCCUCCUCUCCAGGUCCCCAGAUGCACAUCCAAAGACACUGCCUCUCAGUGGCAGUACUUUCCAUGACCAGAUAGCUAUGCUGAGCCACCAGUGCUUCAAUGCGCUCACCAACAGUUUCCAGCCCUCUUUGCUGGGCCGCAAGAUCCUGGCUGCCAUCAUUAUGAAGAGAGACGCUGAGGACAUGGGUGUUGUGGUCAGCUUGGGGACAGGGAAUCGCUGUGUGAAAGGAGACUCUCUCAGCCUAAAGGGAGAAACUGUCAAUGACUGUCAUGCUGAAAUCAUCUCCCGGAGAGGCUUCAUCAGGUUUCUCUACAGUGAGCUAAUGAAACACAACCAUCGUACUGCAAAGGAUAGCAUAUUUGAGCUUGCUAGGGGAGGAGAGAAGCUCCAGAUAAAAAAGACUGUUUCGUUCCAUCUCUAUAUCAGCACUGCUCCAUGUGGCGAUGGGGCCCUCUUCGACAAGUCUUGUAGCGACCGCGCUGUGGAAAGCACAGAUUCCCGCCACUACCCUGUCUUUGAGAAUCCCAAACAAGGCAAGCUCCGCACCAAGGUGGAGAAUGGGGAAGGCACGAUCCCUGUAGAGUCCAGUGACAUUGUACCCACUUGGGAUGGCAUUCGACUUGGAGAGAGGCUCCGAACCAUGUCCUGUAGUGACAAAAUCCUACGCUGGAAUAUUCUGGGUCUUCAAGGGGCACUGUUGACCCACUUCCUACAGCCUGUGUAUCUCAAAUCUGUCACAUUGGGUUACCUAUUCAGCCAAGGGCAUCUGACCCGUGCUAUUUGCUGUCGUGUGACGAGAGACGGGAAAUCAUUUGAGCACGGACUACGAUAUCCCUUUACUGUCAACCAUCCCAAGGUUGGUCGAGUCACUGUGUAUGAUUCCAAAAGACAAUCUGGGAAGACAAAGGAGACAAGUGUCAACUGGUGUUUGGCUGAUGGCUUUGACCUUGAGAUCCUGGAUGGUACCAGAGGCACCGUGGAUGGACCAGGGAAUGAAUUGUCACGGUUGUCCAAAAAGAACAUUUUCCUUCAAUUUAAGAAGCUCUGCUCCUUCCGUUACCGCAGGGAUUUACUGAAACUCUCCUAUGGGGAGGCCAAGAAAGCUGCCCGUGACUAUGAGACAGCCAAGAAUUACUUCAAGAAAAGCCUGAGGGAUAUGGGCUAUGGGAACUGGAUAAGCAAACCACAGGAGGAAAAGAACUUUUACCUCUGUCCAGUACCCAAUGACUGAUUGCGUGGGCAUUUCCCACGGGGUGGGAGGGUGGUCCAUUGCAUUCCUCAUCACAUUGAUCAGGGGUCUAGGGGACUUUUUAACCCCUUUUUAUUUUAAUGGAACCAUAAUUGGUGGUUCUGAGAACUCUUGAGUUCCCAUUUAUCCUGCUUUCUUUGGGAGUUUUAGGUUGGGCCAGGCCAGGCCCCCUUCUCUUUUCCUGAGUAAAGAGCCAGAGAUCUAAAGGAAGAGAAAAGGGUUUAUCUUUUCACCCAAAUCAUAAGCAGUCACUGAGCACCUACAGCCAUUUCCUCUUAAGUUUCGUUGUGUUUUCGGUUUUUUUCCAUUUCCUUUUUCUUUGUUUGCCACACUGACCUGUUGUAGACUUGAAUAGGUUCCAGGCAGUUCUUCUUGAAUCAUGUCAGGGACUAAUGACUUCAUUUAUGGAUUCUGCAGGCCCCUCAACUUCCCUUCCGUUCUGGGGUUCCUUCCUGUGGUCAUGAUCAUUAUGCCUCUCCUUCCCCACCCCAGAGUACUGAGACAUGAACCUAAGGAAUUUGGUGAAACAUUUACAAGGGCAGGAGUUGAAACUGCCCUCAGUUAAUUACCAGUGCCGAUGGAAGUGU
Dipodomys ordii (Ord's kangaroo rat) is the source of this 4179-nucleotide messenger RNA. It is a transcript of the gene Adar, whose product is annotated as adenosine deaminase, RNA-specific. The coding region runs from base 95 to 3574 and encodes 1159 amino acids. Gene Ontology annotation, biological process: adenosine to inosine editing; RNA processing. The transcript has 15 exons. Gene Ontology annotation, cellular component: cytoplasm; nucleolus. The record is from RefSeq and is a predicted model, not a curated record. Gene Ontology annotation, molecular function: double-stranded RNA binding; double-stranded RNA adenosine deaminase activity; tRNA-specific adenosine deaminase activity. NCBI's taxonomy places the organism in Eukaryota, Metazoa, Chordata, Mammalia, Rodentia, Heteromyidae.